AUGCACGCAUCACUCAUUCGUCGCCAGCUCGGCGGACUGGUACCUCCAAAAAUUGCUACACCCAAGUCGGUAUCUGGAGGAUCUGGAGACGGUUUAGGCCCUCUUGUUAAUUUCUACUCCAAAUUGCCAAAGGGCGCUGCGACUGCUCGCAUAUCUGGGAUCAAGGGCCGUUUUUUCAACGGUGCCAACGCUUCUGGAGCUCCUCUUCUCGCAUUGAUUGGGGGUCUAUUCGGUAUUGGAUAUACAAUUGAUUAUCAUAUGCACCUGAAACAUCACAAGAACCAUGCCCACUGA
Molecule: messenger RNA, 294 nt
Organism: Lentinula edodes (shiitake mushroom)
Lineage: Eukaryota; Fungi; Basidiomycota; Agaricomycetes; Agaricales; Omphalotaceae
Product: mitochondrial F1-F0 ATP synthase subunit F of fungi-domain-containing protein
Exons: 4
Coding region: 1-294 (97 amino acids)
Biological process (GO): proton motive force-driven ATP synthesis
Source: RefSeq, a predicted model, not a curated record